AUUUCCACCAAUAGCAAUGAAGUCGGUUUUCAGUGUUUCAGUAUUUGUCGUACUGUUUAUUGGUAACCUCGCGGCUGAGUGGUCUUAUUUUGAGUUAGACAAAUGGCCAGAUAUUUGCAAAACUGGCCAGAGACAGUCACCCAUCAAACUGAGGAGGCUACUCUCCAGGAAGACUCCAAUACCAGCGUUAGAGUUCAAUGAUUAUAAAAUUGCCUACAGGGCGUCCUUAGAAAAUAACGGACAAACAGUGGAGGCGCGCAUCAUGGACAACGAUGCCAUACCGACGCUGUCAGGUGGAAAUUUAGGAGGAGAAUAUACACUGGACAAUGUACAUUUUCAUUGGGAUUCGGAGCACACAAUCAACGACAAAAGAUUUGCAGUGGAAGCUCAUCUCGUGCAUUACAAAACAGAAUAUGGAAAUGUAACAAUCGCCAGUAACUAUACCGACGGAAUCGUCGUAUUAGGAGUUAUGUUUGAGGAAGUCCUUUUUAACAACAAAAAACUGGAUAAAAUAAUUGAUGCCACGAAAAUUGUAGCUCCUCAAGUCGACUUAGUUACUCAAAUAAAAAGUUUGGUAAUCGAGGAUUUCUUACCGAAGGACAGGAUGAGUUUUUACAAGUACGAGGGAUCGUUAACCACUCCCGGAUGUAACGAAGUGGUGACGUGGAUUGUUUUUGACAAACAGCUCAGUAUAGGACGAACUCAGUUAAAGGAAUUCCCUAAGGUGGUGACAAGUACCGGAGAAAAGUUAACGAAAAACUACAGGCCGCUGCAAAACCUCAAUGGUAGAGUAGUUUUGCACACGUAGUAGC
Molecule: messenger RNA, 812 nt
Organism: Anoplophora glabripennis (Asian longhorned beetle)
Lineage: Eukaryota; Metazoa; Arthropoda; Insecta; Coleoptera; Cerambycidae
Product: carbonic anhydrase-like
Exons: 6
Coding region: 17-808 (263 amino acids)
Cellular component (GO): cytoplasm
Molecular function (GO): zinc ion binding; carbonate dehydratase activity
Source: RefSeq, a predicted model, not a curated record